This is a messenger RNA of Trichosporon asahii var. asahii CBS 2479, 837 nucleotides long. RefSeq lists its product as uncharacterized. The record is from RefSeq and is a predicted model, not a curated record. The coding region runs from base 1 to 837 and encodes 278 amino acids. Lineage: Eukaryota; Fungi; Basidiomycota; Tremellomycetes; Trichosporonales; Trichosporonaceae. The transcript has 4 exons.
AUGCUUUCAGCUCCAGAUUGGGUCAACCGCUUCUACUCCAAAUUCCCGCUCGUUGUCCUUGAGCCGGAGGACUCGUUGGACUGGAAGAAUGCCACGCCGGCUGGCAGGGGAAAAGAUUAUACGCUCUGGGUCCAUGGAGGAAAGCCCAGCACCGCGAACGAUGCCAAACACGCUUGGGCGUCACCCGAUCCGGCCUCUCUUCAUGCACAGCUACUCUUGUUGCUGAGAGGCAUUCCGGUCAACAUGAGGAUUUGGACCAACGAAACUGCAGUACCCGGGGGUGCCUUGCCGACGUUACAUCUCACCUCUGGAAAUCGAUUGGUCCCUCACCAUGAUAUACGAACUUGGCUCGACGGCACACAUAAGCUGUCGAGGGACGCAGAGCUGCACGGAAUGCCUUCCCAGGCUGCAUUCGAUGGUGCCGUGGCUCUCGCAAAGCUGGUACUCGGGAGGAUCAAGCCGGCACUUCUCUUGUCUGCAAGCGUGUCAACCUCGGAAAACGUCGUCCUUCUGGCCGCUGAGCCGCCCUCAUUGAGUGCUGGGUUGGCUACACCUCUGCCAGCGUCCUUAACGGGGGACGCACGUUGCUUUCAGGAAUCGACCUUGAUCGAUCGAGGAGUUGAGGCACUGUCGGCCUUGGCAUCUAAGGUCGAUCCCAAGCAUUGGGCUCUGGGAGCCGCCGCGCCGACACCGCUCGAUGCUCUAAUUACGGCCUAUGUGCACCCCAUCUAUUUGCUCCCCAACGGUUCACCCCUGAAGAAUGCUUUACUCUCAAUGCCGCAGUUGGAAAGUUACGUGGGGCGAGUCAUGGAUGCCGCGGGCGAGCAGGCUUGUUGA